AUGCAAUCACUCCGCUCACUCCUCCUUUCGUCGCUCCUCAUCACAUCCACCCUCGCAGCGCCUCAACCCCUCCAAAACGACGCACAGCCCACCUGUACCGCGACCGCGCAAUCAACUUUCCACCCACCCAGCGCUCUCUGGAUCGCAGACAACCUCCCAGCCGUCCCAGGCCUCCAAUUGCCGCUGGGCCGCAACCAUGUCUGGAAACACGACCGCCUCGACGCUCGCGUCUGCGUUACCAACUCCUCCAAAGAGAAUCUGCUUAUCAGUAUUUCGGAGAUUGGGCGAACGAUCAAGAAGAUUGUAGAGUCGUGCUGCUCGGACUUGGGGGAGGACGGUGGGUGUAUGGGUGGGAGAGACAGUUUUUUAGCGAGAGGUGGAGACGGGGAUGUUCCCUUGGAAGUGUGGGUUGGGGCUAUCGGCGAGAAUGUAUGCUAG
This is a messenger RNA of Coprinopsis cinerea okayama7#130, 438 nucleotides long. RefSeq lists its product as hypothetical. NCBI's taxonomy places the organism in Eukaryota, Fungi, Basidiomycota, Agaricomycetes, Agaricales, Psathyrellaceae. The transcript has a single exon. Bases 1 to 438 code for a protein of 145 amino acids. The record is from RefSeq and is a predicted model, not a curated record.